This is a messenger RNA of Aspergillus sclerotioniger CBS 115572, 826 nucleotides long. RefSeq lists its product as uncharacterized. The record is from RefSeq and is a predicted model, not a curated record. Bases 234 to 701 code for a protein of 155 amino acids. Lineage: Eukaryota; Fungi; Ascomycota; Eurotiomycetes; Eurotiales; Aspergillaceae. The transcript has a single exon.
GAGCCGACUUUUGAUGCCUUCCAACUGGGUGGUCCGGAUGGCUGAUCCGAUCUGGGUUCUAUAAUUUGACGUUUAGUAUGCUUCGCCAUGGCUUCAGCGCAUUACCCGGUUCGGACAAGGGCCUGUGGUCGAACUAGCCAGACGGAUAAGCGCCGCAGACCCAGUUCCCACACCUGUAACAGCCACCAACCCGCGCUUGUCCAGACGAUGGGAACGUUUUGUGCCUCGACGCUAUGGGUUCCGCGGAUGCAUCGCCGCCUGGGUCCGGGAUCCGAGUGGGCACAGGUGGAUGGAUCAUGGCCAUUGGCCCGAACAGACUAUUGAUGGCCGCGAUGCAAGGGGAGUCGAUACCUUUUGCCCCGUGUAGAUCGAAAACCGCUGCAGCGGUGACAAAUCAAGGGUCUGCGAUCCCCAUCCGACUCUCUUGGUCAUCGGGAUCAUGGCACGUUGAUUCGUCGAUCCGGUGCUGCCUCGCGUCUGUGCCCAUUUCUGAUACUAGAGAUGCCCCUCCAGGGAGGCCUGAAAAAAGUACUAGAUUUGGCCAUCGAAGUCUGCCGGAAGCUUCUUCAUGCUUCCCCGCGUGGCACUCAUGGAGGGGGAGGGGAGGGGAGGGGACCAAAGGUGAAGCAGUAGAAGUGACAAUAGAAGAGGGAGAGGCGCAGAAGGAGACGGUCCAGAAUGGAGAUGGAUGCUGCAGAUAAUCUGUAGGGGAAGCAGGGAAGGCGCAAACAAUACAUACAUAGUAUCAUUGUAGUAGGAAAUGCAAAGAAUAGAAUAGGAAGCCCCAAAAAAAGAAAAAAUAGAACGAAAAAAAAUAAAUAAAUGG